Molecule: messenger RNA, 2178 nt
Organism: Cyclospora cayetanensis
Lineage: Eukaryota; Apicomplexa; Conoidasida; Eucoccidiorida; Eimeriidae
Exons: 6
Coding region: 1-2178 (725 amino acids)
Source: RefSeq, a predicted model, not a curated record
AUGGAUGCAGAGGACGACCGCGAUGCGCUUUUAUUUGACCUACAAAGCAGCCAGCACUCCUUAAUUUCGAAUGCUGGCCCCUCAGAGUGGCGCAACGUGGUACCUGCUAAUGCUCGCCUAUUUCCCGAACAAGGGCCCCCUACCCCUGUCCCUGCGGCCUAUCAGAGUUCAUUGACUGAUGAUGCGGCAACUAAGAGUGGAGCGCUUCCACAGCGACCCCCUGAGAAUCUCCUUGCCCAUUCUCGACGACUUGUUACUCUGUUUGCUCCUGUGGAUGUGACCCCUCCUAGAAAAAACACCUUGCCUGGUCACACCGCACUUACCCCCUUUCUUGCAGCGUCCGAGCAGCGAACGCCGUCUCACCUCACCUCAAAGCCGCUUUUCAUGCGCCAUUUGCCAUCCCUAGGCUCCUUGGUUGGUGGAAUGCCAUCGAGUCUUCCUGGGAAUGCUACCUUGGCUGCCUCUACCCAGCGUGUAAUCCUUAGGACCAAGGCCUCUCGCGAGCCUUGCCCUACAGAGAGGGUGCAGCCGCCUCUGUUGGGGAACCUGAAUAACACUGCAGCACCAGCCCACCAGCCUUCCUUCCUGGCAUCCUCGCCAUUUGCUCCUUGCGGUGCUGAUAAUAAGCCAGAAGAACUCGGAAACAGCUUGAAAGCUGUAGAGGGGCAUCUUAAGAGCAGCGGUAUGGGAGACUCCGCGGCCCACAAAUUCGUGGUACAAGAAUUGCAGGAAAUAAACCGGAUGAUCCAUGAGCGAGCUCUUCACCUCGGACAGCAAGAAGCAGAGGCUGCCGUUGCAGCAUCGAGAGCGCUUACUGCCUUGCGUCAGCAUGCGCAGCACUUGCUAAACGAAGCUGCCGAAAAACUCGAGAGAGUGGCGGUACAGCAACGCAAGCGAGCAGAGGCGGCUGCUGACGAGGCCGCUGCCAUCCUUCGAAGGGCCAUGGAAGCUCAGUGCACGCUGCGCCACGAGAGGAGCCUCCUAGAACAGAAGCAGAGGCAGAGGUGCCAGGACCAACAACUGAAGCUGACUACCCUAACGGAGGCCUUAGAGGCUGAGCGACGCCGUUGCGUCGAGCUAGAAGUACGGCUGGAGACGGUGCAGCAGGAAAACAGGCAACUUCGAGCGUUACUGCAUGCGCAUCUGUCUUCAGCUCACCGGACUGACAGUAGUUCACAGCUGGCCCCCGCAGGUGCCGUCUCAGCGCGAAUGAGACAUUCAGUGGCUUGCCGCCGCUCAGCCACUGCGCUUCAUACCGCGCGAAGUUGCCCGUUGCGGGCAGCUUCGUUUUCAGGGCUAGUAGCGCCUGCGGCUCCUGCAAAAACUUUUUCAGCUAGGGGAGGCUGUGUGGCAGGUGCUACGGGAUGGCCAGCAAGCUCCCAGCCUCAGAGAAAUCAUUUGGCAGAACAAGGCCUACGACGAGCAAUUUUAGACGUGGAGGUGAGCCUGCCGCGCGUUUCCGUAGCAGAGGCGACCCUGCAGUCGCCUGCCAAAGAGGCGCCCGCUCAUGAAGAGGCCAAGCCUACCCCUCCUGGCGAAGGAGGACGCUGCCAAACGCAGGCUCCAGCGCAUCAGGACUCUAUUCGCAGAGACCGUUCGGCAGCCCCCACGAGUGAGUCAUGCAGCUCAAAGGCUUGCCAAGCCUCUUGUGGGGUUAGACACCACAAGCGAAGCAACAGAUCAGUCAGACGCAACGUUUAUGAAACGGAUUCCUCGACAGACAGCAGCAGUAACAGCAGCAUGGAGGAACGGAGGCGUGACAAUCGUGGGAGAUGGGGCCAGCGAAGAAGAGGGCAUUCCUGUCGCUCUCUUUCCCGAGGCUCCGUUAGUACGAGCACUAGUAACAGCAGCGAAGUGUUGCAGCGCCAGGUAAACAGGCAUCAGUGCCAACGCCGCAGUAGCCGGCGAGCCAGCAGCGCCCGACCACAACACAUUUCGUUUUCCGUUCCAGAGCUGGACAUCAAGCGCCCUACUCUGUGUAAGGUUGACUCAUCCUCAGCCGGUGCGACGCCAAAACAUGGCUCCAGAGGAGCAAACAAGCUUACUCUCAGAAAAGAUGUUGCUGGACGGUUACAAGCGUCACUGACGCGGCUGCAGGAGAGACAGGCGCUCCAAGGCAAGAUACAAAAUCUUGCAAAACAGCUCCUACACCCUUCUCGUGGAGCAGCCAUGUCUUAG